Messenger RNA from Solanum stenotomum, 966 nucleotides. RefSeq lists its product as uncharacterized. The coding region runs from base 1 to 966 and encodes 321 amino acids. Lineage: Eukaryota; Viridiplantae; Streptophyta; Magnoliopsida; Solanales; Solanaceae. The record is from RefSeq and is a predicted model, not a curated record. The transcript is spliced from 3 exons.
AUGACGGCCCAAGCUAAAGCUGUGACAACUCAAGCUCAAGCCAUGACGGCCCAAGCUACUAGGGAAGUGGUUGCUCCGGCUAAUCUAAAUGUGAAUUUAGCGACUUCAAGGAUUAGGGAUUUUGCAAGAAUGAAUCCUCCCGAGUUCCAUGGCUCCAAAGUAGGAGAGUUUGUGGAAGAGGUUUUCAAGAUACUUGACAUUAUGGGGGUGACUUUAGUAGAUAAAGCGGAGCUAGUGAUGUACCGAUUUAAGAGUGUUGCUGAAGUUUGGUAUACUCAAUGGAAGAGAAAUAGGCCGGUAGAAGCGGAUCUAAUAGAUUCGGAAGUGUUCAAAUCGGCAUUUCAUGCAAGGUAUUUUUCCCAGGAAUCGAAGGAAGCUAAAGUUGACGAGUUCAUCAAUCUUUUUCAAAGGGGCAUGAGUGUGAAAGAAUACAUCCUAAAAUUCACGCAAUUGUCCAAGUAUGCUCCAUCUUUGGUGUUGAAUCCAAGGGAUGAGAUGAGUAGAUCUUUGACGGGUGUGUCCGACUCAAUGGAAGAAGAAUGUUGUGCAAUAAUGCUUUCUGAAAACAUGGAUAUAUCACGUCUUAUGGUGUCCGUGGAACAAGGUCAACCACGUUUCAAAAAGAGGUCCUUUAACAAAGAUUCUUCAAACACUCCAAGGAUUAACCAAGAGAAAGAUAGUGGGCCUCCAUUUCCUAAGCCUACUUUCUCCAAUUGUGGAAAGAAGCACCAUAGGAAGUGCCUAGCCGGUACGGAUGGUUGCUAUGGUUGUGGAAAGAAUGAUCAUCAAGAGAAAAAUUCCCCUACACUUACGGAAAACGGAAGAGAAGUCAAUCAGGCUUCUCUUAAUGGUAUGGUUCCCAUUUCUCCAAAUUAUGGUCGCAUUUAUGCACUCCGGUCUAGAGAGGACAAAGGAGCCAUUCCGGAUGAAGGCACCAACAUAUUGAUAGUUCCUUAUAGAUGUUGA